UUGUAGGCUAUUUAAUCCUUGAGAUAUUUUAUAUUUGCUCAAAACUCUUUGUAGUUUUGCUAUAACUGUGGUACUUAUAAGUACCAAUAAGUUUUUGGUUUUGCCCCAGUCCUAUAAUUUAUUAUUACAUAGUGCUAUGGAGUACUCGAUUGUAAUCGUUCAGUCACGUUAUUUCGCGGUCAAAUGCAACCGAUUUCUUAGACAAUUUUCUCAGAAAAAUAUAUCUCGGAGUAUAUCUCUAUUUAUUUCACAAACAUUAAUUUCCAUUUAUAGAUUUAUCAGGGCCCUGUGGUUCACAUCCAAAGGAGACGUCCCAUUGCUUCAUGAACACAGCUCCUGUUGUGUUCACACUGUCGGCCUUUUGAUGAGCACAGGCAGGGGAGUAAAGUCCAGGACCAAGGGCAGAUUAUUAACCUGUCUAAUCUGGUCCCCUUCUGUCUCUCGCUCUCCCAUAAAACCAGCGCUCCACGUCCAGCCGGGUCUCGGGUCUCACGUGGCCUCUGGGAGACAGCAGCACAGAGCCCCGCACAUCCUUCAAGGGCCAAUGAAUCAGUCAGAAACUGCAGAGGAGCUUAAGCUCCCAUCUUCAGGUAGAGUUGUGCCAGCAGAUGGUACAGAAGUACAGGAGAUGCCUGCUGACAUUGCCAAGAUGUCUGAUGGGAGUCAGAAUCAGCCUGCAGGAUUUGAUAUGAUCUACAGAAUCGAGGAUGUCCCGCCUUGGUAUCUGUGUGUGUUGCUGGGACUGCAGCACUACCUGACAUGCUUCAGUGGAACUAUUGCUGUACCAUUCCUAUUGGCAGAAGCCAUGUGUGUGGGGCAGGACCAGUACACUGUCAGCCAGUUAGUGGGCACCAUCUUCACCUGUGUGGGGAUCACUACGCUCAUACAGACUACAUUUGGUGUCAGGUUGCCUUUGUUCCAGGCAAGUGCUUUUGCCUUUCUCAUCCCUGCUCAGGCAAUUCUGAGGCUGGACAAAUGGAAAUGUCCUCCUGAAGAGGAGAUUUACGGAGAUUGGUCUCUUCCUCUCAACACUUCUCAUGUUUGGCAACCACGAAUGCGAGAGAUUCAGGGCGCUAUCAUUAUCUCUAGCAUGAUUGAGGUGGUCAUAGGGUUUGCUGGAAUCCCUGGGAUCCUGCUUAAUUCAAUCGGACCCCUGACGGUCACUCCCACAGUGUCCCUUAUCGGCUUGUCUGUCUUCCAGACGGCAGGAGACCGCGCAGGCAGUCAAUGGGGCCUGUCUCUGCUGUGUGUCUUCCUCAUCGUGUUGUUCGCUCAGUAUCUAAGGAACUGGGCCUGUCCUUUCCCAAGCUACUCCAAACAAAAAGGCUGUCACAUCACACAUGUGCAGAUAUUCAAGAUGUUUCCAAUCAUCAUGGCAAUCAUGGUGGUAUGGCUGGUUUGCUACAUUCUCACCCUGACGGAUGUGCUGCCGAAUGACCCAAAUAAGUACGGCUACAAGGCUCGCACUGACGCGCGGGGCGAUAUUAUGACCCAGGCGCCGUGGUUUCGUUUCCCCUAUCCAUGUCAGUGGGGUUUACCCACAGUGACGUUAGCAGGAGUGCUAGGAAUGUUUAGUGCCACUCUAGCUGGUAUUGUUGAGUCUAUUGGAGACUAUUAUGCCUGCGCUCGUCUCUCUGGAGCUCCACCUCCUCCUGUUCACGCUAUAAAUAGGGGGAUCUUUACAGAGGGAGUGUGCUGUAUCAUAGCGGGGCUGCUGGGCACAGGAAAUGGAUCGACCUCUUCCAGUCCUAACAUAGGGGUGCUUGGCAUCACCAAGGUGGGAAGUAGGAGGGUGAUACAGUAUGGAGCAGGCAUAAUGCUGUUAUUGGGAACUAUUGGGAAGUUCACCGCCCUGUUUGCUUCCUUACCUGACCCUGUCCUCGGAGGGAUGUUCUGCACCUUGUUUGGCAUGAUUACAGCUGUUGGACUGUCAAACCUACAGAGUGUGGAUCUGAACUCCUCCAGAAAUCUUUUUGUUCUGGGUUUCUCCAUGUUUUUUGGCCUCAUGUUGCCUAAUUACCUGGACACUCAUCCAGGCAGCAUUAAAACAGGUGUAGCAGAGCUGGACCAAAUCAUCACAGUGCUCCUGACAACAGAGAUGUUUGUAGGGGGAUUCAUAGCAUUUGUACUUGAUAACACAAUCCCAGGCACUAGAAAAGAGCGAGGUCUCGUAGAAUGGGCGGCUGAGAGUUAUUCAGGAGCAGGAACAGUAAAAACAGAUACAUAUGACUUUCCAAUUGGGAUGAGGCAGGUCCGGAAGCUGGGGUGUCUGCGCUACCUGCCAAUCUGUCCCACUUUCCGAGGCUUUAAGCCAUCAUGUCGCAAAUAUGAAGAAGAGGAGGACAUAAAAAUAAAGGAAGGUGUGAUUGAUGCUCCAGCUGAAGUGGUCUGCACCAAAAUUUAGCCAUAUUUUUUAUUUGACUUGGUUUAAUGUAAUGUAUGCUGUUUGGUUGAAGCUGAACCUUUUUCAAAGCUGAGCACCAAUUUUGCUGUCAAGAUUUUUGAUUUAUUUCUUCAAUUUUGCAUCUAAAACAGACAAGGAAAAUGCACCAUUAGAGAAUAGGGUGCAUAUAUUUAAAGGAAAACUUGAAUGAACAGUUUGAGAACAAAGGGUCUCUGUUCUUUUAACAUCAAACCAAAUGUAAGAUUUGAUUUGAUUAUAAAGCAUUAGGUAUUUUAUUGAAAUUACUUCAUAAGAAAAUGUUUAUUUUUAUUUUUAUUUAUUACCUCUUGAUUGUGUACAAAAGAUGCAAGUGAUUAACACUAAACAAAAUAAAUGUUUAGCUUCAGAAAAUAGUGAAAAAUUACAUAUUUAAAAUACACAGAAAUCAUCAUUUAUAUACAUAUUAUUGUAACUAAUAAUGUUUAUAAAUACUAAAAUUGUACUAUGUAUUCCAUAAGAGCCAUACAACAAAUGAUCAUGGGGACAUUCAGUUUUGACAAAGCUCAAGUUAUUUUGUAUUAAAAUAUAACUUUAAUGUCUUCCUGUCUGUUUAAAACAUUUUUGUCCGUGCACAUUACAAAAAGGUUCAAAAGGUUAGAAAAACAUCAUGUAUUAUGAACUAACAAUUAAGAUUUUUGCAGCAUUUAUUAACCUAAUUUAUACAUCUUAAAUAUUAAAGUGUUAAAAAUGUAUGGGUAAAUGUAAAAUUAACAAAGAUUAGUAAAUGCUGUAAAAGUACUGUUCAUUGUCAGAUUAUGAUAACUAACAUUAUUAACCAAUUUUAACCGACUGAACCUUAUUGUAAAGGAUUACCAAUUCACUCUUCAUGACAUUUUUAACAACAAACAGAAAUGCAGCAAUAAACAUGGGAACUAAAACAUUA
Onychostoma macrolepis is the source of this 3326-nucleotide messenger RNA. It is a transcript of the gene slc23a1, whose product is annotated as solute carrier family 23 member 1. The transcript is spliced from 15 exons. Gene Ontology annotation, biological process: transmembrane transport. Gene Ontology annotation, molecular function: transmembrane transporter activity. Bases 137 to 2404 code for a protein of 755 amino acids. Gene Ontology annotation, cellular component: membrane. Lineage: Eukaryota; Metazoa; Chordata; Actinopteri; Cypriniformes; Cyprinidae. The record is from RefSeq and is a predicted model, not a curated record.